AACACGUGGACCUUGAACGACCCCGACCCGACCCGGCAGAUGCUUUAUCACCGCCUCGUACUCCCUUCCAUCCUGCACCACAAAAACACUUCACCGGCCGUCGUAUAAUUCCGGUCGCCGGCGGCUUUUUUUUAAAUUUUUUUAUUUAAAUCUCUUGGUUAAAACCGUAAUCGGAGCCUACAAUGACGGUAUCGGACGACGAAGACGAGAGCCUCGCACAAUACCUGGAAUCCGAAGUCCUCUCCGAGGUCUCAGAUCAGGAAGAGGUGAAAGCGGAGGAGGAAUCGGAGCGGCAGCCGAAGAGGUUGCGCGUGGGGAAAGGCGUAGUAGUAGAUGAAGGGAAUUCGGGCGUAUCAGCGACCGCGAGUGUAGAGAUAGGGUUCUUCAGCAAGAUCCCUCCGGAACUCUCCCAUCGCAUCCUCAAAUUCCUGUCCUCCGAGGAUCUUGUUUCUUGUUCGCUGGUUUGUAGAUUCCUCAACUAUGCAGCUUCAGAUGAGUCACUGUGGCGUCGCCUGUACUGCAUGCGUUGGGGUCUGCUGCCCCCUACAAAAAAGUUGCGGGAAUGUGCUUGGAAAAAGCUUUACAUUCAGCGCGAUGAAGAGGACAUGGUUGAAUUUGUUAGGAAUUGCCCCUCCGAGUUCAAAGAGUAUUACAUCCAAAUGCAGGCAGCAAAGAGAAGCCAAGCACCUCUUCCAUCUCAGGUGAAUGAUGACCGGACUAUACUUGACAAGACUCUCGCUGAUCAAGUGUCUACAUGGAAAAAGAGCAGAGGCCUGACUGAUAAGGUGGUCCCCAACCAUGAUUGCUCUGGAGAAACAUGUACUUACUACCAAAUUGGGGAUGUUUUUGUUUGUGAGAAGACCGGACAAGUUCAUGUUUGUGAUGAUACAUGCAGAGAAGCUGUUUUGGACCCUACAAAUGAGCUUUUGGUUUGCACAAUAUCCGGGCACUGUUUUGAUCUACUAGUGUCGCCAGCUGAAAUGGAGCCAGACACUGAACAGCAGCAAGGCGGUGUUACAGAUGAAGCCGAACCAUUCAUGGGGUCUGGCCGUUUUGCACGGGCUUAUCUUUUGGGAUAUAAUUGUGCUGAUGAGAGGGAGCUAAAUGCUGCUUUGAGGUUCUGCUGAUCUAAAUCGCUUUCAGUUGAUGUUCUGGAAGCUGAGAAAUGGCAUUUUAAAUCUUGUUACCUUAUUGUAGAGCUCUUUAAUAGUUCAUAACCAAAUACUAUGUAUGAAACUGUGGAUUAGCCAUUUAGUCUUAGUUGCUGGAGGGUAUUUACGUUUUCUUUUUGCUGCUAUCUUCUCUACAAAUCAAUGAUCCAAACACAUCGUUAUAGUAAAUGGCUAUUUGCCAUUUACUGGUUUUUGAUGGUA
Rhododendron vialii is the source of this 1373-nucleotide messenger RNA. Its product is annotated as F-box protein SKIP31. The transcript is spliced from 9 exons. Lineage: Eukaryota; Viridiplantae; Streptophyta; Magnoliopsida; Ericales; Ericaceae. Gene Ontology annotation, molecular function: protein binding. Bases 183 to 1127 code for a protein of 314 amino acids. The record is from RefSeq and is a predicted model, not a curated record.